Doryrhamphus excisus (bluestripe pipefish) is the source of this 547-nucleotide messenger RNA. It is a transcript of the gene fabp4b, whose product is annotated as fatty acid binding protein 4b. NCBI's taxonomy places the organism in Eukaryota, Metazoa, Chordata, Actinopteri, Syngnathiformes, Syngnathidae. The record is from RefSeq and is a predicted model, not a curated record. Gene Ontology annotation, molecular function: lipid binding.
UUCCGCCGUGUGAUAGUCUUUCCUCUCGUCUUCAUCCUACGCGGAAGGAAGCGUUAUAGCUGUUUUAAAGCCGCAAACUUUAUCAUCAUCAUCAUCAUCAUGGUUGAGCAGUUUGUCGGAACCUGGAAGCUGACCGCCAGCGAGAACUUUGACGACUACAUGAAAGCAAUUGGGGUCGGCUUUGCAACGCGGCAGAUGGGCAACAUGGCUAAGCCCAACUUGGUGAUCAGCGUGGAUGAUUCUGGCCUCGUCACAAUGAAGUCUCAAAGUACUUUCAAGACCACUGAAAUCAAAUUCAAGCUCAAUGAGGAAUUUGAUGAGACAACGGCGGAUGACCGAAAAACCAAGACUAUCAUCACUGUUGAGAAUGGCAAACUUGUGCAGAAACAGACCUGGGAUGGAAAGACUACAACGCUGGAGCGAGAGAUUCUGGAGGGCAAACUAACAGCUAAAUGCAUCAUGGAUGAUGUUGUUGCAGUGAGGACCUAUGAGAAGGAAGCUUAAACUAAAGUGUUGCAAAAAAAACCCAAUAAAAUCUAAACUGCAA